Xiphophorus maculatus (southern platyfish) is the source of this 7912-nucleotide messenger RNA. It is a transcript of the gene cftr, whose product is annotated as cystic fibrosis transmembrane conductance regulator. The transcript has 27 exons. Gene Ontology annotation, molecular function: chloride channel activity; ATP hydrolysis activity; ABC-type transporter activity. Lineage: Eukaryota; Metazoa; Chordata; Actinopteri; Cyprinodontiformes; Poeciliidae. The record is from RefSeq and is a predicted model, not a curated record. Gene Ontology annotation, cellular component: plasma membrane; apical plasma membrane; cytosol. Gene Ontology annotation, biological process: bicarbonate transport; chloride transmembrane transport. Bases 462 to 4973 code for a protein of 1503 amino acids.
CAAUUCGGUAUUGAAAAUAACAAUAGGAUGAGGCUUAUAUUCUGAGUUGUCAGUUCACAUCAGCUGGUUUUACCACUUAUUCUUCUUGUUGCCACAAUAUGCAACCCCGAGGCUCUGUGGCGUGGAAAUGACGUCCCAACGCAAGUUCAGGCGAGUCAGCCAAUAAAAGAUGGACUGUCCCUGCAUUGUCCCGCGGAGCCAACAGGAGAAAGGGACAGAGUUUAGGAAGCGGACAGAGCAGAGACACCUUCACAAGACUCACAUCGCAGUCUGUUUAGGGACUGAGGAGGGAAAUAACGCGGCUGCAGCACUACUCUAAGCCCCAGCACAGAGGGGAGGACAAAAUCGCACACCCCUCCUGUCUGAAUUUUCUGAGGAGCUGCGGGUGGGGGGACACACCAAUGUGAUCGAGGCUCAGGGACCCUCAGGUGCAGAGAAACCAAACUGGCGGAGCUCUUAGGAUGGAGAAGUCACCGGUGGAAGAUGCAAACUUCUUCUCUAGAUUUGUCUUUUGGUGGAUAUCACCUCUACUGAGGAAAGGUUUCACUAAGAAGUUGGAGCUGACUGACGUCUACAAGGCUCCUUCAUUUGAUCUGGCAGACACCCUCUCCGAGAGACUCGAAAGGGAAUGGGACAAAGAGGUGGUGCUGGCCAAAGGCAGGCCCAAGCUGCUGAAAGCACUGGCGCGAUGCUUCUUCCUCCCGUUCGCCUUCUUCGGUGUCCUCCUCUAUUUUGGGGAGGCAUCCAAGACUGUGCAGCCUCAGCUUUCAGGUCGCAUUAUCGCUUCCUUUGACCCCUUCCAUGCUCCGGAGCGAAGUCAGGGGUACUACCUGGCCCUGGGGCUCGGCCUCCUCUUCACCGCUCGCUUCAUCCUGCUGCAGCCCGCAAUCUACGGCCUGCAUCACCUCGGCAUGCAGAUUCGCAUUGCCCUCUUCAGCCUCAUAUACAAAAAGACACUCAAGCUGUCCAGUAGGGUGUUGGAUAAGAUCAGUACCGGGCAGCUCGUCAGUCUCAUGUCUGCCCACCUCAACAAGCUGGAUGAGAGCUUGGGACUAGCACACUUUGUAUGGAUCACCCCUCUGCAGUGUAUCCUGUGUACUGGUUUGAUCUGGGAGCUGAUCGAGGUGAACGGCUUCUGUGCCCUGGCAGCUCUCACUCUCCUGGGCAUUCUCCAAGCGUGGCUGUCCCUGAAGAUGGGACCUCCUAGGGCGAAGCGUGCUGGACUGAUAAACCGACGUCUGGCUCUUACUUCUGAGAUUGUGGAGAACAUUCACUCGGUGAAGGCUUAUGGCUGGGAGGAAGUGAUGGAAACCAUCAUCAAAAACAUCAGACAGGAUGAAAUGACUUUAACCAGAAAGAUUGGCUCUUUGCGCUAUUUCUACAGUGCUUCAUAUUUUUUCUCUGCCAUACUGGUAAUCAUAUCGGCCAUCGUGCCAUAUGCACUCAGUAACGGCAUCAUACUGCGGCGGAUUUUCACCACAGCGUCGUACUGCAUCGUGCUACGUAUGACGCUCACCCGCCAGCUGCCAGGCUCCAUCCAGAUGUGGUACGACACGCUGGCACUGGUCCAGAAGAUCGAGGAUUUUCUGCUUAAGGAAGAAUACAAAGUAAUGGAUUACAGCUUGACCACGGUUGGAUUGGAGCUGAUCAAUGUCUCUGCAUCCUGGGAUGAGGGUAUUGUUGAGCUCUUUGAGAAGAUCAAGAGGGAGAACAAAGCAAAUGGACACAUGACUGGUGACGAUGGACUGUUCUUCACUAACUUAUACAUCACACCUGUCCUCAAAAACAUCAACCUACGCUUAGAGGAAGGCAUGAUGCUUGGAGUGGCUGGAUCUACUGGGUCUGGAAAGAGUUCCCUCCUCAUGAUGAUCCUGGGAGAGCUGGUGCCAUCAGAGGGCAAAAUUAGACACAGCGGUCGAGUUUCGUAUUCACCGCAGACUUCUUGGGUAAUGCCAGGGACCAUUCGUGACAACAUCCUUUUCGGCUUGACUUAUGACGAAUUUCGCUACACUUCCAUCAUUAAGGCCUGCCAGCUGGAAGAGGAUUUUGACUUGCUGCCUGAGAAAGAUAAGACGCCCAUUGCUGAGGGAGGGGUUACCCUUAGUGGAGGUCAAAGAGCAAGGAUCUGCCUCGCCAGGGCUGUAUAUAAAGAUGCAGACCUGUACCUGCUCGAUGCACCUUUCACCCACCUGGACAUUGCAACAGAGAAAGAGAUCUUUGACAAAUGUGUCUGUAAACUGAUGGCCUCCAAGACUCGUGUUGUGGUCACCAGCAAGUUGGAGCACCUGAAGCGGGCAGAUCGAAUCCUUCUGUUGCACAAUGGAGACUGCUACUUUUACGGAACCUUCUCAGAGCUUCAAGCGCAGCGGCCAGACUUCAGCUCCCUGCUGCUUGGUCUCGAAGCUUACGACAGCAUCAACGCGGAGCGGCGUGGCUCCAUUCUCACGGAAACUCUUCGCAGAGUUUCUGUGGAUGAAACGGCAAAUUUCCGAGGCCCAGACCCUAAUCAUCAGUCCUUCCGCCAAGCACCGUCUCACAGCCACGCCAUGGGCGAUGGUUAUCCCGAAAAACGCAAGCCUUCACUCAUCCUCAACCCUCUCGCAGCUGCCCGCAAGUUUUCAUUCAUCGGGAACUCCCAGCAGACGAAUAAUUUCCAGUCCACAUCCAUGGACGAUGGGGCGCAUGAACUUUCAGAGAGAAGAUUCUCUGUGGUGCCUGAGGACGAUCAGGUAGAGGAGGUACUUCCGCGGAGCAACCUGUAUCACCACGGGCUGCAGCACCUCAAUGGCAGGCGCCAGUCUGUUCUGGCGUUCAUCACCAACGCUCAGGGUCAGGAGCGGAGAGAGCAGAUGCAAUCAUCCUUCAGAAAAAAGUUGUCCAUCACCCCACAGUGCAACCUGGCAUCCGAGCUGGACAUCUAUGCCCGGCGCCUGUCCAAAGACAGCGUGUUUGACAUAAGUGAGGAAGUGGAUGAAGAAGACAUGGAGGAAUGCUUUGCAGAUGAACGUGAGAAGAUAUUCGAAACUACGUCAUGGAGUACUUAUCUACGCUACAUUUCCACCAAUAGGAGUUUAAUCUAUGUCCUAAUCUUCAUUGUGAUUGUCUUUGUCAUUGAGGUUGCUGCUUGUGUCACUGGCAUUUUUCUCAUUACUGAUGAGAUAUGGAGGGAUGGUGCCAACCCAAAUUCACCAAACUACAUCGAUGAGCAGCACCCUAAUGCGUCAUCAACUCCUGUCCACCUCGCCAUCAUAGUCACACCAACCAGCGCCUACUACAUCAUCUACAUAUUCUUUGUUCACUCAGACAGCAUACUGGCCCUUGGAGUUUUCAGGGGUCUUCCUUUAGUCCACACGUUGCUCACCGUGUCUAAAAGACUUCACGAACAGAUGCUUAGCUCUGUGCUACGGGCCCCCAUGUCUGUGCUUAACACCAUGAAAACAGGCCGGAUAAUGAACAGAUUCACCAAGGACAUGGCUGUCAUUGAUGACAUGCUACCUCUAGUGCUGUUUGACCUCAUACAGUUAACUUUACUUGUCAUUGGGUGCAUCUUCACGGUGUCCAUCAUGAGACCAUACAUCUUUAUAUCCGCAAUCCCUCUGGCUGUUAUCUUUGUGGUCAUCAGGAAGUACUUCUUGCGAACAGGACAACAACUCAAACAGCUAGAGGCUGAAGCUCGUAGUCCCAUUUUCUCUCACCUCAUCAUUUCACUGAAGGGCUUAUGGACAAUUCGAGCUUUUGGACGUCAGACUUACUUCGAGACACUCUUCCACAAAGCUCUGAACACCCACACAGCCACCUGGUUCCACUACCUGUCCUCGCUGAGAUGGUUCCUGUUCCGCUGUGAUGUGAUCUUUGUGUUGUUCUUCACCGUCGCUGCCUUCAUCGCCGUAGGAACCAACCAGGACAGACCUGGAGAGAUUGGCAUUAUUGUGGCUCUGGCCAUGCUCAUCCUGGGUACUUUCCAAUGGGCUAUCAUCACCAGUAUCAAUGUGGACGGCCUGAUGCGUUCAGUGGAUCGAGUGUUCAAAUUCAUCGACUUGGCAUCAGAAGAGAACUUCCAAGGAAAACCUGGAGGAAAAGGAGGUUCUGAUCUUGUCAUCAACAACCCAAGCGCGUACAGCUACUGGCCUAACCGCGGCCAGCUGAAUGUCCAGGGUCUCACCGUCAAAUACACAGAAGCUGGGCGGGCCGUGCUCAACGACAUCUCCUUCACUGUGGAGGGGGGUCAGAGUGUGGGUCUGCUGGGUCGGACCGGUUCUGGGAAGAGUACCCUGCUGUCCGCUCUGCUGCGCCUCACCUACACUGAAGGGGAAAUGUACAUCGACGGAGUUCCUUCCAGCUCCAUGCCCGUGCAAACAUGGAGGAAGGCCUUUGGAGUGUUGCCACAGAAAGUCUUUAUUCUGACUGGAACCUUCCGGAUGAACCUGGACCCGUACGGCCGUUACAGUGACGAUGAGCUGUGGCGGGUGGCUGAGGAGGUUGGGUUGAAGUCGGUCAUCGAACAGUUCCCCGAUAAGCUGGACUUUGAGCUGAAGGACGGCGGCAGCGUUCUGAGCAACGGCCACAAACAGCUGGUGUGUCUGGCCCGAUCCAUCCUCAGCAAGGCCCGCAUCCUGCUGCUGGACGAGCCGUCCUCCUACCUGGACCCCAUAACGCUGCAGGUCCUGAGAAAGACGCUGAAGCAGUCGUUUUCCGCCUGCACCGUCAUCCUGUCGGAACACAAAGUGGAGCCGCUGCUGGAGUGCCAGUCGUUCCUGAUGAUCGAGAAGAGCUCUGUGAAAAGCUACGACACCAUUCAGAAACUCAUGAACGAAAUGAGUCACCUGAAGCAGGCCAUCAGCCCCGCCGACAGGCUCCGCCUCUUCCCCACGCCUCACCGCCUCAACUCAGUCAAGAGACCGCCGCCUCAGACCACCAAGAUCUCGUCGCUACCAGAGGAAGCUGAGGACGAAAUCCAGGACACGCGGCUUUAAGCAGCCAGCCUCGCGCCGACGCAGACACACGAACACAACCCAGAGUCUGAUCCAGCCUGUACACAGCAGCCAGUCAGAACCACCUGACUGGUUUCAAACAGAAUCACAAACAGAGGGAUUCGGCCAUAGAAUCAGUUUUAAUUUAAAAGAGCAAAGGAAACAAAACAGAAAUAUUGAUUUUUAAUUUUUUUAAAUAAAGCUGCAUAUUUAAAUAGUAUAUUUUUAAUAAUUAUAAACAUGUUUUUUUAUUUUAGGUUUUUUACAGAUGACACUGGCACAACGCAUGUGGCUGAGACAGUUUUACUGAAAGAAGCACAAUUUGAUCACUGUAAGACACAACAACCAAUGUCUGAAUUAUUAUGACAUUCAGAUUGAUGUCAGAAUUUCCUAAUAUUUAUAAAUUACCCUUGUAAAUUUAAAAUACACUGCAUUUUAAACUCUAAUGGGAUGCACCGAUAAAUCGGUCCUGAUUUCUUUUGUUUUGGGAGAUCGGUGAUCGGCCGAUACUGAUAUGUGAAGCUGAUUUUAUCUACUUUGGCAGAGGUAGAUUUUUCUUCUUUUUUUGCUGUUGUCAACAAAAAAUCAGCCACUGUCCUCUUCUGCUCUACAGUGAGACGUCUGACUGCCAGACCAACCCACCAGUUCAUAGUUAACAAUAGUCACCCCACUGUUACCAAUCCUGUGACCUUCCUGCUAACUUUACCAACAAUUCAGACAAAAAAAUGGUACCAGCCAAGAUCAGAAUCAGCAGGUCAGACUUUUUAAACUACAAUCAGUGCACUCCUAAUUUCUAACAUUCAUCAACUUUGCUUGGCUUUGAUGAUUUUAUAUAUAUUUUUUUUAAUCAAAGUAUAAAACAGAAAUUACUGGAUGUAUGGCGUUACUCUACUGACAACUCAGAGCAGCUGUCUGAAUCAUUUGUCUGCAUAUGUUUGCAUAUCCAGGCUCAAUGUGAUCUUUUAGAUUAUAUGCAGAGUAAAUGUGACGGAAAGAUGAAGUAACACCCAGCUUGGUAUGAAACACCUGCAAGAAAGGUUUAGAAAAUCUGACUGAAACGUGAAAGAGGAUUUGUGUGAAGCAGUGAGUGGAGGAGCAGCAGGGAAGGAAAGAAUCCUCCUUGUGACGGAGCGGACGAAGUCCAUGUGGAAAUGCUUCAUACUCUGGAAUUCUUUGUUGUUCCUUCAAGUAAUUGGCAAGUUUCAAACACACAACUAGAUUAUGACUUCUCCAACCAUUCCACUAAAAACAAACACGGUUCAGUCUUUUAGUUUUUUAGUUUUGGUUGCUUGGUAGUAAAGCCGCGCCUCCCACAGACACUGACUCCGCCUCCGUUCUUCCGGCUGUUUUAUGGCGCCCUUUCGUCAUCGUUCCCACUGGCAGCCUUUCAAGUUCAGUGUCCACCAAUCGGCCAUAACAUUAUGACCACAGAAAUGUAACUAGUACUCAGGAUUUGCAUUGGUGGAUCAGGGGAUUUAGUUCCAGACGCACCUAAUUAUAAAAUCACAUUUAUCUGGUUGAUUUAUGUUCUGUUAAAGUUUUCAAUCAUCAUUUAAUCUUGGCUACCUUUUGUCUUUUACAAUAAGCCAUAUGACAUGUCAACUACAACUCAUUGAUGUAGUUCAGACUGCAGAAGCGUGGAGUCAUUGGUUUAUACGAUGUAGAGCCAGGGUUUCCAAGCUGCGGCACGGGGCCAAUCAGACUCAGUAAAAUCUGUUGUCACUAUCCAGUGACUUUUACUCAAGAGCUGACUUUUACUGCACCCAAAUUUGCUUGUAUUGACUUUACUAAACCUUGUUAAAUACAACAAGCGUUUUGAAACGAGUUGCCAAAAUAUUCUUCUGCUCAGAGACAUUUUGGUUUUUUUCCAGAUGAUACCCAGAAUCAAAGUGAACCUGUAAAACCUUUAACAGCAUCCCUUUCCAAAAGCAAAUCUGACAUUUAAUUAAAGUAUUUUAUGCUUGGAUUAUUGAAUGAUUGUUGAAUGUGUGUAAGAACUCUCAAGUACUUCUGAUUUAGAUGUUGGCCCAUGUGUCAUUAAGUUUGAAGACCCCCUGACACGGAGAGCAAGCAUCUAGUGGCCAUUAGAGGGACUGCACCUACCAAUGCCUUGAUAUCCAGUUAUUAACAAAUAGCUGGAUAUCAAGGCAUUGAUAACUUGCCUUGAUAACUUAACUUUCCUCCUGCUUGUCAUCCAAACCCAGAGCUUUUCUGCUCGUGGACCAAGCAGCAGGUAUUUGCUUCUGAUUUGGACUUGGUUCUGCUAAAUGAUUAAUAAAAUCCAGAAAUGUGUCAGAGUUUAACCUUUGAACUCAGCUCAUGUGUUUUACAUGGAACUGCUUUCUGAUGAUGUACGUCAGAACCUUCAAUUAGUCUUCCUGACCCGAGAAGAAGCCUCGCUGGUGUCUGCACACACACACACGCACACACACACUCGCCAUCAUAGCAUGACGUUGUUGACUGAUGCAAGUAUUGAGUGAUGACUCAAACCCCCCUAUUUUUCUAUUUGUAUGCACUUUUCAGGCUCCCUGAGGUACUCUCAUCAGCUCUCUCAGAUCAUUUUUUAAUCCAAUCAUUGAAAUAAACCAACAUUAAAGUUUGAACUCUUGUCACUAGCUAAUGCGUUGUGCAGAUUUUUUUUCAUUAGAAAACAAUCAUUUCUUUUGAAAGUUGGAAAGUCAUUUUGAUUCUUUAAACAUGAUCGUUUCUUCUUUUUGUUGAGGAAAGCGCUUUUGAAACUGAAUAUUUCUGAAGGUACCGUGGAGAGGAGUCUUGUGACAAGUUUGUUUUUAUAAAUAUAUAUAUAUACAUAUAUAUAUCAAGUAAAAAAAAUACUAAAACUUUUUAUCACUCAUAGGAAAGGGACACAAAUGUCCAAAGAACUGAAAAUGUUUUUGUUCAGUCAUAUGUAUUUGGAGUAAAACUAGAUUUGGAGAAUUUGA